This is a messenger RNA of Sclerotinia trifoliorum, 2486 nucleotides long. The record is from the annotation of a GenBank genome assembly. Lineage: Eukaryota; Fungi; Ascomycota; Leotiomycetes; Helotiales; Sclerotiniaceae.
CCAAAAUAAGUAACACUUCCCUCAGUAGGACUGAUAGUAAAUUUGGUUGCUUCGUGUUGUUUGAUAUUGAAGAUGGAGAUAUGGUUUCUCGAAAACAUACCAUAAAAACGCAAGGUACCUUCAUUCUUAUUGUCUAUCAUAUUAUCAUUAUACUCAGACCUAUAGCUUAACUGUCUCUUGUUCCCUUGACCUAGUAUUAAUACCUUGACAUACAUCGCACCUUCCUGUCUGGAUCUCUUGUCAUUAUUGCUACUGCCUCAAACUCACUCCAAUUUCAUCAUUGGUUAGAUUCGAUAAUUAAGGUUUCUCUAACUCCAGCAUAUCAGUCACUACUGUUCAUCAAAGAUGGCUCAAACUAUGAUUAAUGAGAGAAACCCUUCUCCUCGUGAUUACUCUCCAAACCCAUCAACGUAUAACUCGGAAAAGGCAACAAUGACGGAUAAAGAGGACCAUUCACAAUUAGCGGAUGUUAAUGAAACAGGGCAUGUUCAAGAAGUGGAACGUAAUUUCUCUUUGCUUUCUAUAUGCUCAGUCGGUCUGGUCACCGGGAAUACUUGGGCUGCGUUGGGUGGUAGCAUUGCUACAGCAAUUUAGUAAGUUACUUGCUAUCAAGUAAAGACAAGACUAACAUAUCAAAAAGUAAUGGAGGUCCACCGGGUGUCUUGUAUGAGUUCAUUGCUGUUUCAAUGUUUUAUUGGCUUAUCGCAGCUUCUUUGGCUGAAUUGGCUUCAUCAAUGCCUAGUAGUGCUGGAGUAUAUCACUGGGCAUCAAUCACUCCAGGUCCGAAAUAUGGCAGAAUUUGUGGUUGGUUCGCGGGCUGGUGGAAUACAUUUGCUUGGAUUUGUGGUGCAGGUAAGUCAAUCCUAUUGGUUUCUUAAAAUUAUCUAACAAUCAGUAGCAACCAUGUCAUCUAUUGCCUCAAACAUUGCUGUCGCGAUGUAUGGUCUUUAUCAUCCUGGCUAUGUACCGGCAAGGUGGCACAUUUUUAUUGGUUACAUUAUCGUAACUUGGAUCUCCUGCUCUAUAGUCUUAUUUGCAAAUCGAGCUCUUCCAAUGAUCAACAACAUUGGUCUUGCUUUCAUUCUUGGUGGUGUUUUGUAAGCUCUCAUCUGCUAAACGUUUGCAGCAUCUAGCUAACUUUUUGUUUUAGUAUCACGGUUGUGGUUUGUGCGGUUAUGCCAUCUGAAACAGGACGUGCCACUCAUUCUUUCGUCUGGACCGACUGGGUUAAUGAUACUGGCUACUCCAAUAAUGGAUUUGUUUUCCUCGCAGGCAUGCUGAAUGGUGCUUAUGCUAUUGGCACACCUGACUGUGUCUCUCAUUUGGCAGAGGAAAUUCCAAAUCCCAAGCGCAACAUACCUCUUGCAAUCGCUGCUCAAAUGACUAUUGGUUUCGUCACCGCCUUUAUAUAUACGAUAGCCAUCUGUAAGUUAUCGCUUUUCAUGUAUCUCUUUCCUAUUUCUGCCAUUCCGUCGAAUAAUGUUUUCAAAGAAUGCUAAUCCUUCAUAAGUAUAUGCAACUACAGAUCUAGAUGCUGUCUUGGCCGCGCCAUUUUUUCCGCUUACUCAAAUAUAUUCACAGGCCACAGGUACUACAGCUGGAACGACUGGUUUACUUUUCGUGAUUUUCUUUCCGAUUUUCUGUACCCUUAUCGGAACAUAUAUCACUGCUGGAAGAUGCCUUUGGACUCUAGCCCGUGAUGGCGCAGUCCCAUAUUCUAGCUGGCUACACGUAAUAGAUUCGCAUGAAGAUCCACGGGACAAAAGUCCUUUCAACGCAACCAUCGCAUGUGGUAUCUGGAGUACUGUACUUGGUGCUAUAUAUGUUGGUUCGUCAACAGCUUUCAACGCAUUCGUUGGAUCCUUCGUCGUUCUUCUCUCUCUCUCAUACCUGGCCGCGAUCCUCCCAUUUAUCUUCACAGGUCGUUUCGCUCAAUCAACUCAAGCAUCAGGCGCUUAUAACAAUAGAAUGGUUCCGGGUUGGUUCGUAAUGAACAAUUUUGUGGGUUACAUUGUCAAUGUUAUCAGCUGUCUCUACAUCAUCGUGUUUGUGGUUAUAUAUUGUUUCCCUUAUGCGGUGCCAUUUAAUGCUGCAAGCAUGAAUUAUUCCUGCCUUAUUGCAGGUGCCCUAUCCCUCACAGCGGUUGUUUGGUGGUUAGUCAAAGGCGGCAGUUAUAAGGGACCUCAAGCUGGCGUUCAUGGUCAGCUGUAAACUGACAAUGAUCGGCAUAUGUUGAGUGUUAUUUCCAUUGGGGAUUUUAAUGGUUUUCGAAAACCGCUGAAGACUGAGCUCAAACAAUGACUGGAGGUUUUGAUGUAGUUGUUUCUUGAUUUUCUUUUUUGGCGGGCAAAAGCAAAGAAUUGUUUUGGAAGUUUCGGUGCUUUUUUCUUCGGAGUUUAGACUUUAACGAAUUAUUGUUCAUUUCACAAGCAACAAGAAUCAGCGGCCUAGAUUCAGUUUGCAAUAUCGGAUUCUGGACGUUAUAU